Messenger RNA from Bursaphelenchus okinawaensis, 2550 nucleotides. Lineage: Eukaryota; Metazoa; Nematoda; Chromadorea; Rhabditida; Aphelenchoididae. The record is from the annotation of a GenBank genome assembly.
AUGGGUGUAGACUACUUUCAUGACAAUGAAUGGAUGAAUGGAAAGUACCUGUUGUUGGGAAAACUGGGAGAAGGAGGGUUUGGCAAGGUUAAAAUGGCCAUACACACAGCCACGAACGACAGUGUAGCCAUUAAGGAGAUGGAGAAGGCUAAACUUGGAGUAAGUUCUUAUAUAUUGUGCGGUGUGUUAAUGUUUUUUACCUUCUACUGCAUAUAAAGGUGUUAUUCACUUUCCAAAGUUUUUGUAAACAAAUGUUUUUCAGCCAGACAUUGUACAUAUACGAAAGGAAGUCGAAGCUAUGAAGCAGCUAACCCAUCAGAAUAUAUGCAGAUUGUUACAGUUUGUAGAGACCAAGACACAUUUCUAUCUUGUUUUAGAGGUAAGCCACUGUUUUGUUAAUAACUUCUGUUUUUAGUAUUGUAGUGGCGGUGAAAUGUUUGACUACAUAGUAUCGAAGAAUAAGUUGACAGAGCCAGAAGCUCGACACUUCUUCAGACAACUGGUACAAGCUAUAUCGUUUUGUCAUUCUCAAGGAUUUGCUCACAGAGAUCUCAAACCUGUAAGUUGUUUUUUGUUACCUAAAUUUUUAUAUUUCAUGAUGUAUUUGCUUAGGCAAAUGCUUUAUUUUAGGAAAACCUGUUGUUGAAAGAUGAUCUCCGACUAAAAGUAAUUGACUUUGGUCUUAGUUCGCGAACUGGUAGACUUUUAUCUACAUAUUGCGGGUCUUUGGCGUAUGCUGCGCCUGAAGUGUUGGCUGUAAGUUUCUAACCUCUAUAAUAUAUAUUACAUACCUAAUUCUUUUUAAUUUUCUCUUAGUUAAUGUAUUUUAUCAAGAUAUGUUUAGAAUUGUCCAUACGAUGGUAAAAUGUCAGAUAUAUGGUCGAUGGGCGUGUUGUUGUACAUAUUAGUUAGUGGAUCUUGUCCUUUUCAAAUGGAAAACCAAGACACAGCCAUUAAGCAAAUAAAGGUUGAUUUAGCUUCUUUUAUAAUGUUUUUUUGUACUUAACACAAAAUGUGACUUUGUGAUUUAUAUUUUGAAUAUUUUUAUCUUAUUAUACAUAUAUUUAUACCUUACUUAUUCUGACUUUACAUUGAUUUAGAACGGAAUCUACAAGAUACCUUCAUUUGUGACUCCAAACUGUGCUGAUCUCCUAAGAAGAAUGAUGACUGUUGACCCAAAGAAGCGGAUCACGAUGGCAGAAGUGUUGGUUCAUCCCUGGAUCAAACAAGGCUACACUAACAUACUUAAAACUGGUACUAUAUACAAUGUAAGUACAUUUAUGGCUUUCAACCAUCGUUUUUCAAAUUACAUUAGUUUUUUUAGAAAGAUGUUGUUGAUGACGAUAUAAUUCGAGAACUGUCACAGUACGAAGGCGUGUCACCGGAGGUCAUGACCGAGCACGUCAAAAAGGUACCUGUUAUCUUAAUAAAGAAUAACUAGGUGAUCUCUUAAUUACAAUGUAAAACUUAAUAUAUAUUAGAGCUAAUGCACAAUUUUAGUGGAAAUACGACUACAUAACAGCUACAUACCUACUUUUGCUACAGAGGAAAGAACGCAAAGAGGACAUAUGCUUACCCGGUUACAAAGUAAGUAAAGUGGAGUAGUUAACAUGAACUUAGUAACUUGAUCUUUUAAAGGGUCGACAAGACUUUCCAUAUAGUUUUGGCUACUUUGAAGUUAAUAUUUACAUUUUCAGAAGAAGACGCCAAGUGUUCUUAAUUCCUCUACCAUCCACGCUUCUCUAGAUGGAGGCCUGGACUCACGAUCAGCAUUGAUAUCAUCUGAUGAUCCUUUCAGUCGAUCUCCGACUAGGAACGACAGGACCAGCGAGGGCAACAAGGAGAACAUCCAUCAAUUCGACAAAUAUUACCCCGCCGCCACCCCCAAACGGAAUAAGCCUCCGGCAUUCCUGACUCCAAAACGAGCUGGAAGUCUGCCCCGCCGAGGUAGAGAAAGAGAGCCUAUGACACCAACAGAACGAUCUGUCAGUCCUGGACCUUCUCCAAAGUCUCAUCGGGAACCCAGAUCCACUACAAAGUCACCAAGGUUAAGUCGACGGUUGUUCGCAUCGUUGGAGAGGAUCAAGGAUUCAAGAGUGAUCGACAUGAUCACUCCACGAAGGAACCAACCUGAUCGUCUCAAGACUUGCACAGUAAGUUUCAAUUUGGCCAAUUCAUGACCAAACAAUUAAGUAUUUUACAUGUUGUCUAUGGCUACAAUCUCAUUGACUUCCUUAAUUUUAGAACUACGCCAAUGUCUCCGUGACGUACUCAGAAGACCCUCAACCGAUCAAGGAUCGACUAGUAGAAGUUUUGAAGCAUCUCCAUCUUAAUGUCAAGACCAGCGGCUGGAAGAUCUCCGGAUCAGACGAGAGGAAGCUGAUAGCCGUGGAGAUGGAGGUGGUGUGGAUCGAGGAGAUGAAGAAGAUCGGUGUCAAGAGGAAACGGCUUACAGGAGAUGCUUUCGUUUACAAGAAGGUUUGCGAGGAGGUUCUGAAGAUGGCCAAGUUGGCCGAUCCCAUCCAAUCGCCCAAAGUGUCGGUCGUGUAA